Acromyrmex echinatior (Panamanian leafcutter ant) is the source of this 912-nucleotide messenger RNA. It is a transcript of the gene mRpS18C, whose product is annotated as mitochondrial ribosomal protein S18C. The record is from RefSeq and is a predicted model, not a curated record. Gene Ontology annotation, cellular component: mitochondrial small ribosomal subunit; ribosome. Gene Ontology annotation, molecular function: small ribosomal subunit rRNA binding; structural constituent of ribosome. NCBI's taxonomy places the organism in Eukaryota, Metazoa, Arthropoda, Insecta, Hymenoptera, Formicidae. Gene Ontology annotation, biological process: mitochondrial translation.
UUUUUUUGAUACAGUACGUUUUCAACCAUUACGCAUGCGUGCGUACAUACCCCAAUCAUACUACUUUUCUGAAAUGAGGCAAAUGGAGCGUGCUCUUAAUUGAUCUAUGGAGUAUGUUCAACGCGAACAUCUAGUCGCCAUAUUGGUUCCGGUGACACGAACAUAUUGGAGCGUGUUGGGCAUGUUGGAGCAUACGACACGAACAAACUUAAGUCUAUGAUCGCUACAUUGGAUACUGGUCAUCUGCCUGCAGAAGCCAUUAAAUAAAAAAAGAAGAAAAAGAAGGAAAUCCAAUUUAUCCAACGGAAUUAAACGGGAUUUAGAGAAGAAGAAUUAUAUUGGAAGAAUUUAUUAUAUAUAUAAAUAAAUCGGUUUUGAAUAAUCACGAAAUGAUUUUUGCUUCUGUUUUGCAAAGAGUUCCAAUAACGUGUGCCGGCAAAUCAUAUUUUCGAACUAUUAGUAAAAGUUCCGAUAAAUCUAUAAAUAUUAACGUGAUGAAAGAAAAUGACUUGCCAAUCCAAAUUGAAAAUCCUUAUGUGAAAGAAAAGCAAGAGUGUAUUCUUUGUAGAUUAAACAUUGAACCAGAUUAUAAAAAUGUAAGGUUACUUUCUCAAUUUCAAAGUCGAUAUACAGGCAGGAUAUAUGGAAGACACAUAACUGGAUUGUGUAAACACAAACAGAUGAGAUUAGAACAAGAAAUUGCAAAGGCUCAAAGUGCAGGUUUAAUGGGUUAUUGGACCAAAGAACCGGAAUAUGUUAAAGAUCCAAAAUUGUUUGAUCCAAAUUAUCCAUUUAGACCACAUAAAUAUUAAACAAGUAUUAAUAUAGUAUUUACAUUGUGUGUUAUAUACAAACUUGAUAAAUAAGACAAUUAUAAUUGCAUCAAUAAAUUGCUUAUACAAGUAAAAAAAA